GUUUGUUACGCAGGCGGAAUUGGAAAGAAGGAGGAAACUAUUACCACGUGACGUUCGGGUCAGGUGGUUGAGCCAGCCUCCGCACUCGAGCUGUGAUUGGCUGACUCUAAUAAGAAGACGCCACUAGGGGCGGGGCGAAGAGGGGCGCAAGCUCACUGCGUUUUGAGUCUCGGGACCCCUGUCGGAGAGACUAUGGCGCUCAACAAGAAUCACUCGGAGGGCGGCGGAGUGAUCGUCAAUAACACCGAGAGCAUCCUAAUGUCCUAUGAUCAUGUGGAACUCACAUUCAAUGACAUGAAGAACGUGCCAGAAGCCUUCAAAGGGACCAAGAAAGGCACCGUCUACCUUACCCCUUACCGGGUCAUCUUUUUGUCCAAGGGCAAGGAUGCCAUGCAGUCCUUCAUGAUGCCAUUUUAUCUCAUGAAAGACUGUGAGAUCAAGCAGCCCGUAUUUGGUGCAAACUACAUCAAGGGAACAGUGAAGGCGGAAGCGGGAGGUGGCUGGGAAGGCUCUGCUUCCUACAAGUUGACUUUCACGGCAGGGGGCGCCAUUGAGUUCGGACAGCGGAUGCUCCAGGUGGCAUCUCAAGCCUCCAGAGGUGAAGCCCCGAAUGGAGCCUAUGGCUACUCUUACAUGCCCAGCGGGGCCUAUGUCUAUCCCCCACCAGUCGCCAAUGGGAUGUACCCCUGCCCUCCUGGCUACCCCUAUCCACCACCCCCGCCUGAGUUCUAUCCAGGACCUCCCAUGAUGGACGGGGCCAUGGGAUACGUGCAGCCCCCACCACCGCCCUACCCUGGGCCCAUGGAACCUCCAGUCAGCGGCCCCGAUGUCCCUUCCACUCCUGCAGCCGAAGCCAAGGCCGCAGAAGCAGCCGCCAGCGCCUAUUACAACCCGGGCAAUCCUCACAACGUCUACAUGCCCACGAGCCAGCCGCCGCCACCUCCCUACUACCCACCGGAAGAUAAGAAGACCCAGUAGGCCCUCCUGCCUCCCUGCCUCCCACCCUCAUCUCUCUACCCUACCCCUCCCAUCGAGGCCGAGCUGGGGCUUGGGGAGGGGAGGGGGCGCCUUGUUCUCCCUCCAGGUCUGAUCAUAAACAAUUACCAGGAACUAGCAUUGUGGGACGUUAGGGCCCCCGGCCUCGGGAGAGCUUCCCAUGCCAGCCUGGAGCCCACGACGCUGCCCAGCAUACCUCCCUCACCGUCUGGGGCUCUCCUGGGAGCACGGGGCAUCCCCUGUUCCAGUUUCACUCUCAGCUUCUCCCCUCGAAGGGACUCUCUGGCCAUCUCCUCCACCCCAGUCCAGCUCCCUCAGUCUGGCACCCACUGCUAUACUCAGCCUCAUGAGCCACUUCAGACCAGCCAGGUGUCUUCCCGGGCCCUGCCAGACCCUGCUCACAUUCCCUCUGCUGGUCUGUGCUGGUCUCAGAAGGCCACCGCGCCCGCAUUCCACUCAGCCAGGGUCCAGCUGCAGCCCCCGCCACCCUUCCUUCCCUUCCCUGUCCUGGGUCAUGUUGUUGCCACCCUGUGUGACUUUCGAAGCUGUAAAAUGAGCUUCCAGGGCUUGGGUGGCGUCGGGGCAGAGCCACCGAGGCUGGGAGGAAGCCCUUCUGCCUUUUGCUGGUGUUUCUGGAAUUUGCUUUCCCUCACCUCUCACUUCCCUCUAGAAGGAGCUUCCUGACUGGAACCAGAGAAUGCAUGUCUGUCCACUUGGUGGCUGCUGGGUGGGGCCGGGAACAAGGGCCCCUGACCCUGUGUGCUGGCCGGGACCUGCCACCAGCCCCCGAGCCUGCUUCUUCCCCUUAAGCUUCGUGCCCCUGGAUGCGCUAACAUUCACUCUUGUUUGUUCCUGGACUGGCCAUGAAGUGAGGAGAUAGUUAUUUAAAGAGAAUUCCCUAUUUAUUUGACAAAAAAUCCAGUUAAUAUAUUAAUGUGAAAUAAACCCUGUUUGCACCUUGAUUUGUUUGCUGAAAAUGUGAAAUAGUAAAAGUGAAAUAACUGGA
This is a messenger RNA of Nomascus leucogenys (northern white-cheeked gibbon), 2002 nucleotides long. RefSeq names its product WW domain binding protein 2 (gene WBP2). Gene Ontology annotation, cellular component: nucleus. The record is from RefSeq and is a predicted model, not a curated record. Gene Ontology annotation, biological process: positive regulation of DNA-templated transcription. Lineage: Eukaryota; Metazoa; Chordata; Mammalia; Primates; Hylobatidae. Gene Ontology annotation, molecular function: transcription coactivator activity; chromatin DNA binding.